AUGGAGAACUACCAAAAGUUGGAAAAGAUUGGUGAAGGUACCUACGGUGUCGUCUACAAAGCUCGAGACCUUGCCAAUGGCGGUCGAAUUGUCGCCCUAAAGAAGAUCCGCCUCGAAGCUGAAGAUGAAGGCGUCCCCAGUACCGCCAUCCGCGAAAUCUCUCUCCUGAAGGAGAUGCGAGAUCCCAACAUUGUUCGUCUCUUUAACAUCGUCCAUGCCGAUGGUCACAAGCUGUACCUUGUCUUCGAGUUUCUUGACCUCGAUCUCAAGAAGUAUAUGGAGUCUCUCCCCGUGAGCGAUGGUGGUCGAGGCAAGGCGCUACCUGAGGGUUCAUCUCCUCACCUACAGCAUCUUGGUCUGGGUGAUAUGGUUGUUCGAAAGUUCAUGUUCCAGCUUUGCGACGGUAUCAAGUACUGCCACUCCCACCGUGUUCUCCACCGCGAUCUUAAGCCCCAGAACCUCCUGAUCGACAAGGAGGGUAACCUCAAGCUCGCUGAUUUCGGCCUUGCCCGUGCCUUUGGCGUGCCUCUGCGCACCUACACCCAUGAAGUUGUUACUCUUUGGUACCGAGCCCCUGAAAUUCUCCUAGGAGGGCGUCAAUACUCGACCGGUGUUGACAUGUGGUCCGUUGGCUGUAUCUUUGCCGAAAUGUGUACAAGAAAGCCCCUCUUCCCCGGUGACUCUGAAAUUGAUGAGAUCUUCAAGAUCUUCCGCAUCCUCGGCACGCCCACUGAAGAGAACUGGCCUGGCGUCACUUCCUACCCUGACUUCAAGGCGUCCUUCCCCAAGUGGCAGCGCGACUACAGCAAGGACCUUUGCAAGGACCUCGACGCCCAUGGACUGGAAUUGCUCGAGAUGCUGUUGGUGUACGACCCUGCUGGGCGUAUUUCAGCCAAGGCUGCCUACAACCACCCCUACUUCGAGCCUCUCCUGACACAAGAGCAAGCAUCCGCUCAGCCAAAUGGCUACUAUCACUAG
This is a messenger RNA of Fusarium subglutinans, 978 nucleotides long. RefSeq names its product CMGC CDK CDC2 kinase. Gene Ontology annotation, biological process: regulation of G2/M transition of mitotic cell cycle; regulation of gene expression; signal transduction. Gene Ontology annotation, cellular component: cytoplasm; cyclin-dependent protein kinase holoenzyme complex; nucleus. The transcript is spliced from 3 exons. The record is from RefSeq and is a predicted model, not a curated record. The coding region runs from base 1 to 978 and encodes 325 amino acids. Gene Ontology annotation, molecular function: cyclin binding; ATP binding; cyclin-dependent protein serine/threonine kinase activity. NCBI's taxonomy places the organism in Eukaryota, Fungi, Ascomycota, Sordariomycetes, Hypocreales, Nectriaceae.